CCAACGUUGACCCAGCCGCACGCUUACCGGUCAAUAAAUCGAUUCACGGCCUGGUUUGCUGACAAAUGAAAGAUGGAUGCCAAACGGAUCAAACUGGAUGCGGACGACGAAAAUUCACCUCUUCGGCAUCUGCACCUUCGACGUCCAAAGUGACGCUUGAUCAGCUGAAGUCCACAAAUCCAAGAAUCGUCAACACUACUCUGCUGAAGCUGAAAUCAAUGCUAAGAAGCAGACAAUCAAUAGAAAGAUUUAUGGAUCCUCAGUCACAGAAGUUCUCCGCUGUCGUGGACAUUUUCCUUCAGGCUGCUACCGAACUUGCGAACAAAACACCGGAGUCCUUGUCUAUACUGAAACAAUCCAUCAGCAUCAUUGCCAACUGUUGUAAUUACUCGAUCUCGGCUUGUCUCAAAAUGACAGCUCAGCGAAUUGCGUUCACCCAUAUAGCAGUGCGGAUCUUCGAAAGUGGAACCCUUGCUCAAGACUGCAAAACUUCUAUGGCUCGUCUCGUAGCGAAUAUGUGCGCGCAUAAGGAAUCUGCAAUGUGUGUUGCAUCGAACCCGUCACUUGUUGACCGGCUGGUGCUCUUGUUGGAGACGGACGAUGCUAGUGCUACACAAGCGCUUCGAGCCAUACGUGGACUAAUCGCUUGUUCAUAUAUAAAGGAGCCCCUAGCAGAGGUAAUGGGAGAUUUUACAGUGUUGUAUUGGCAAAUAGCGCGUCUGCAGGGCAUAGACCAUCGCGAAAGUCGUCUCAACCCCGCCCCCUCGUUCCGGAUCAGCCUACCUGCCGUAUUUCCCAGCGCAUACGAACGUUAG
This is a messenger RNA of Cylicocyclus nassatus, 815 nucleotides long. Lineage: Eukaryota; Metazoa; Nematoda; Chromadorea; Rhabditida; Strongylidae. The record is from the annotation of a GenBank genome assembly.